Molecule: messenger RNA, 3240 nt
Organism: Fusarium sp. VM40
Lineage: Eukaryota; Fungi; Ascomycota; Sordariomycetes; Hypocreales; Nectriaceae
Source: the annotation of a GenBank genome assembly
AUGGCGUCGCCAGUGGCGGUUGCGGCCGCCCCGUUGCAAUUUCACGAUUACUUGCAGUAUCCAAUUGACGAUAGAAAACCACCAAUACCAAGUAUAUCGAAAUAUCGAGCUCUACGCGGAAAGAGAGUUUCAUCCGAUAAUAUCAAAACCUUCGAGGUGUAUGCCGACCCUCCAUCAGACGGAAGCCAUCUGGCUGAGGGGGAUUGUUACCCACGACUCGACUCGCCGACAUUGAUGACACGAAUUGCUCGACGACGAUCAAGAAGUGUGGUCUCAACGAUAACAUCGACACGAGAACCACAUCCCCCGUUGCCCGCGCUCCCAGCGUCACCAUCUCCAGUAGUCUCAGGUUCAGUUGGGAAUCGCGGAGUAGAGUUCUUCAAAGGUCUAGCGGAAAGUGUUACGGGGAUUAUUGGCAGUCUAUCCCCACGACUUGCGGUGGGCACUGGUAAUACUGACAAUGGAGUCGUGAGACACGGUCAUGGCGGUCUAUCGUCCAGGCCUUCAUUUAUUCGCUCCCCAGUUCCGUCUCUCUUGGUGUCACCAUGUGCUCAAAGCUUUGCUGGCGCAUCAAGUAAUUUAAAUUUAGCGUCUGAAUUUCAAACCGCGCCGUCGCCCGCUGUCCCGUCUGGCCCCAGCAGCCCCCUGGCCAGUCCGUUAUACGUCUUAACGCCUAAAACUACAAACAUCCCACCAUCACUUUCAACCUUAGCUUCCAAACCUCUACCUCUACGGUCGCCAACUUUAAACCAAGAUUACGCCUACACUCGUGCGCGCCUCGCCAGUCGUGAUCGCAGCCGUAGUCGCAGUCGCAGUCGCAGCCGCAGUCUUCCUCGUACCCCAGACUUAUUUAAACAGCUUCCGCCGAUAUCUGCAUUCGAUCUUCCACCGCCAGACUCGCCUAUUCUUCGAACUGUGCCAUCAGCGAGUGACAUCGCCCGAUUUAAGAGCCGCAACCUUCGAGCUUUACGUAUCAAUACUGAAGCCGCAGAGCGCGCUGCAAAACUCGAACGAGAAACCUUCGAAAGUCAGCAAGAAGAAGAAGAACGCUUGGCGGAGGAAGUUGCCCGCCUUGAGGCUGAGACUGAUCGCAUCCUCGCCGAGCAAAAGAAGCGCGACCUUGCUCGCAUUCGCACGCAACUUCCGACUCCGUCGCCCAAGUUCCCACGAUUCCUUGUCCUUGAUAAACUGCCCUUCUUGUAUCGCAGCAGGCGAUCGAAUGUUGUGACAAGCCAGGUCGGCACGCCAAGUCCUGAAACACCGACCGUCUUUUCUCUUGAUUCCAGCCGCCCUAACAGUCUAGAGAACUCUGCUUCACCAGACAAAAUGAGCUUUAUAGAACAGGGCGGCAAAGGCAUCGUGCCGGGUAUCGAUGCGCCUACUUCCGCCAUCAACGGAGGUGAAAGACGCGUGUGCGUACGAUGCCUUUCUUCCGUUAUCAAUCUCCCUGUCAAUACCGAAACUUCGCCCGUAGACAUUCUCUACUCGACUGCAAAUUUGACAAGCCAUAACAUUGACCCGGAGGCCAGCGUAUUAAUUGAAUGCUAUGUCGAGCUAGGCCUUGAGCGACGUCUUCGCCGCUAUGAACGAAUUCGUGAUGUUAUGAACUCUUGGGAUCGCGACCAGCAAAACUCGCUUCUUGUUGUUACAAAUGACAUCUCUCAAAAAGACGACCCUGAUCUUGAUAUCAAGUCAGUGCCACGGACACCGACUCCUCCUCCCGGUUUCAGUCUACAGAUGUAUCAUUCUUCAAGGCCGGGAAAAUGGAACAAACGGUGCAUCACGCUUCUGGAAUCCGGACAAAUGUUUGCUUCUAAAAAGCCCGAUUCCAAGGUCACAGACAAGGACAGCACCGUCCUAUGCCAUUUGUCAGACUUUGAUAUUUAUACACCGAGGGAAAGCGAGGCCAGGCGUCAUCUUAAAGCACCACGCCGUUUCUGCUAUGCUGUAAAGAGCCAGCAGAAGACAUUCGUGUUUCCUAAUGGGGAAAACUUCGUCCACUUCUUUUGUGCCGAAGACGGACAAAUUGCUCGGCGUUUCCUGGAACUUGUGCAGCGUUGGCGAAGUUGGUAUUUGGUUAACAAGCAGGUGGAUUUCGAAAAGAAGGACAAAUCACCCCAGUUCUUCGACAGUAAAACGUCUCCUAAAACCAUGUCUCGAUCGAAGAGUACUGCUGCCAACAAGGGACAUAGUGCCAAGGUUUCCGUCAAUGAAACCCCUUACACAAUUGGUGCUUUCCAGCCACUUCUUGAUAUGGACCGUUUCGACAAGCCUUUGGAGGAGUUUGGCAAAGAUUUGGAGCAGCCCAAGGAUAGACGUGACCAAGAUUCCGAUCCCGAGUUCAAGACUGGACUUGUGCGCAAGGCCACUUGCAAACAGCCAAGCACAUUGUCAAAGUCUAGGUCGGUGCAUCAUAAGCAUAGGCCGCCGCCAAUGCCUCAGGACGAAAUACAAUUCUCCCCUAGUGGGCUCCUGGGUCAAGGCUACGAAGAGAAGCGCAGAAUGGCUGAGCAAGCGCCUGUCCUCAGUCCUGCCACCACAAAUACAGCCUUUACUAAAGGACCAUCGCUAUUGGGCCAGGGCUACGAACAAAAACGAAAGGUUUCGGAACGUACACCAGUCAACAACAAUGUCCCUUCAACAGACUCAGCUUUUACGAAUGGUCCUUCAUUGCUCAAUGGCGGUGUGCUCUCACCUACAUCCCCCAAGGGAAACAUGACAGAUUCGAAAUCUUGGUUCCCUCUAGGUACAGAACAGUCUUCCCAGCCACGCUACCGCAGUCGAUCUGUUCGGGACCCUUCUAGGCGGCCUACCACCUCUGAAAAGGUUCCUGAAAUGCCACAGCCGCUGCUCAAUCUGACCAGCAGUUUCCCUGAGCCACCUCAAUGGCGUAAGAAUAAGGGUCAUGGCGUUGAGGCUCCGGCGGGCGGCCCCCUGAUCAGCCUCGCCACAGGUGGCCAGAACAAUAGCAUGUUCAACACCCGUAGUGCCUCUGGUCUUGUCGGCCAGUCUCGCGUUACACCCUCCUCUUCCAUGAACGUCGGCGGUCGCCCUCGGAGCCGGUCUACCGCAGGAACACAGCAACCGCUGAGUCACGCCCCUCCUGUGCCUCCAUUGCCAAUUCGUUCCUUACGCCGGGAAAACACAGGGCCGCUUGAUCAGUCUCGCGGCCGUGAUCCUCGCCCGCGGGAACCUUUGAUUAACCGGGCUGGGACCCUGGGUCAUGCGUCAAGGAACUGA